UGAAUUUUAGCCGGUUUCUGUUCAAUUGCGUUGUCGAUUCCAUUAACCGGUGAACGUCGUCUGAUAAAAAUAUGGGAGGAAAAUGGUCCAGCAUGGAUCCUUCGCAAGUCGAGGUUCCAGAGAUAAAUGUUCUUCUGGAAAGAGAUCCUUAUUUAAGGAUGUAUGAAACUGAUAUUCGCCGAAGGUAUGCCUUAUUUAAGGAUUAUGUUGAAAAAAUAGAGGCAGGAGACGGAGACUUGAAGCAAUUUACAACUGCGUACAAAAACUUUGGUAUUCAUGUUCAAGAUGACAAUAGUGUCGUUGCAAAAGAAUGGGCACCUGGUGCACAGGAAGUAUUUCUGACUGGAGAUUUCAAUAAUUGGAAUAAAACUGCUACACCGUACAAAAAAUUAGAAUAUGGAAAAUGGGAGUUGAAUUUACCUCCGAAUGCAGAUGGUAGUUGUCCUUUAAAGCAUCUAUCUGAAGUAAAACUUAUCAUAAAAAAUCAUAAUAAUGAAUUGCUUGAAAGACUGAGCCCUUGGGCAAAUUAUGUAGUACAGCCACCGAAAACAGAAGGAACUACUUUUAAACAACGUAUAUGGCAUCCAGAAAAUGUAUACAAGUUUAAGCAUCCUAAACCAAAAAAACCAGAAAGUUUGAGAAUUUAUGAAUGUCAUGUUGGAAUUGCUACUCAGGAAGGGCGGGUCGGCACAUACUUGGAGUUUGCCAAAAAUGUGAUUCCACGGAUUGAAAGGCAAAAAUAUAAUGCAAUACAACUAAUGGCAAUAAUGGAGCAUGCAUAUUAUGCUAGUUUUGGAUAUCAGAUAACUUCCUUUUAUGCUGUUUCAUCUCGUUAUGGAACACCGGAUGAAUUGAAAGAAUUGAUAGAUGUGGCACAUCAACAUGGUCUCUAUGUUUUAUUAGAUGUGGUGCAUUCGCAUGCUUCCAAGAAUACUUUAGAUGGGCUAAACAUGUUUGAUGGUACAGAUGCAUGUUUCUUCCAUUCUGGCUUUCGCGGCGAGCAUUCUUUAUGGGACAGUAGAUUGUUCAACUAUGGGGAAUACGAAGUACUUCGAUUUUUACUGUCCAAUUUACGUUGGUUUAUUGAGGAAUAUGCUUUUGAUGGAUUCAGAUUUGACGGCGUUACAUCGAUGUUGUAUCAUUCAAGAGGUUUAGGACAAGGUUUCAGUGGUCAUUAUGAUGAAUAUUACAAUUUGAAUGUUGAUGUGGAGGGUAUAGUCUACUUAAUGAUCGCUAACCAUAUGUUGCACGAUAUAUUUCCCGAGAUUGUUACGAUAGCCGAAGAUGUUAGUGGAAUGCCAGGCGUUUGCAGGCCAGUCGCCGAAGGUGGAAUAGGAUUCGAUUAUCGGUUAGCCAUGGCUAUUCCUGAUAAGUGGAUCAAACUAUUAAAAGAAACCAAAGAUGAAGAUUGGAAGAUGGGCGAAAUUUGCUGGACAUUGUCUAAUCGAAGAUGGAUGGAGAAGGCGGUCGCUUAUUCCGAGUCUCAUGAUCAGGCUCUCGUGGGUGAUAAGACGAUUGCAUUUUGGCUCAUGGAUAAGGAGAUGUACACGCACAUGAGUACACUUAGUGAUCACAGUGACAUUAUCUCUCGUGGCAUUGCCCUCCAUAAUCUAAUCACGCUGAUAACGCAUGGUUUGGGUGGCGAAGCUUAUCUCAACUUUAUAGGCAACGAAUUUGGCCAUCCCGAAUGGCUGGAUUUUCCAAGGAUUGGAAAUGCAGAAAGUUAUCAUUACGCUAGACGUCAGUGGAAUUUAGCGGACGAUCCUAUACUCAAGUACAAAUAUAUGAAUAAUUGGGAUCGCGCGAUCAAUACGCUAGAAGAGAAAUACGGAUGGCUACAUGCUCAUCCUGGCUAUGUAAGCUGGAAACAUGAAGAUGACAAAGUAAUCGUAUUUGAUCGAGCUGAUUUAACAUUUGUCUUCAAUUUUCAUCCAUCCAAAUCAUUUGCUGAUUAUCCAAUUGGUAUGAAAAAUCCAGGAACGUACAAGAUUGUUUUAUGUAGCGACGAUGAACAAUUUGGAGGACAACGUCGUGUAGAUACAAAUGUACAACAUUUUACACAACCGGAACCGUUUUCUGCAUAUCAACACAAGAUGAUGGUUUACAUUCCGUGCCGUACAGCUAUCGUUUAUGCACAAACUGAUUCAUAAGCCAUUUUAUAGAAAAAUGGAGGGCUUGUCCAAAAAUUAUAGAUAAUAUAAUAGAUUAUACAUAAAUGAAAAGAGAAAGAUCUUAUAUUUUUAUAGAAUACAAAAUUAUAUGAAACUUAUUUACACAAUUAAAUUGGAACUUGCAUAUAAAGAUAUGUUAUAAACCCUGAAAAAAUGCAA
Messenger RNA from Camponotus floridanus (Florida carpenter ant), 2330 nucleotides. RefSeq names its product 1,4-alpha-glucan-branching enzyme (gene AGBE). The coding region runs from base 72 to 2150 and encodes 692 amino acids. Gene Ontology annotation, cellular component: cytoplasm. Gene Ontology annotation, molecular function: cation binding; hydrolase activity, hydrolyzing O-glycosyl compounds; 1,4-alpha-glucan branching enzyme activity. The record is from RefSeq and is a predicted model, not a curated record. Lineage: Eukaryota; Metazoa; Arthropoda; Insecta; Hymenoptera; Formicidae. Gene Ontology annotation, biological process: glycogen biosynthetic process. The transcript has 10 exons.